Aethalodelphis obliquidens (Pacific white-sided dolphin) is the source of this 1899-nucleotide messenger RNA. It is a transcript of the gene SGF29, whose product is annotated as SAGA complex associated factor 29. Gene Ontology annotation, cellular component: SAGA complex. The record is from RefSeq and is a predicted model, not a curated record. NCBI's taxonomy places the organism in Eukaryota, Metazoa, Chordata, Mammalia, Artiodactyla, Delphinidae. The transcript is spliced from 11 exons. The coding region runs from base 938 to 1819 and encodes 293 amino acids.
CUUCCAGAUGCUCCGUUCUGAAGAAACAGAGAGGCCCAAUCCUAGUCCCACAGAGGACUGUGAAGACACGCGACUGUCCUUCAUGGAGCCAGGAAAGAAGGUCACUCUGGCCUUAAUCGUGCACAUGCUGGAAGAAUGAAGUCUAGACCCUGGGGGGAGGGGCAGGCAGGGGAGGGUGCCCAAGAGAGAAGGGACUUUGGCGAACCCAUCAGCUGGACCUAUAGGACCCAAAAGAUGACUCAGUGGGAAAAGUCAGGAGGUGUGUUUUCCAUCCCCUUGCCUCCAGGUGUGGUUAGGCCAUUAACCAUAGGCCAGCCACAAGGAAGUUUAUUUUCUUUCUGCUUAUGACUAUACCUUCGUGACAUUCCAGGAGAUUGCCAAGCAUGCCUAUUACAACCCAGUAUGAUCAGCCUGGAGUAAACACAAGGGGCUGGGGGAGCUCUCCAGAGGUCACCUAACCCAGCAGGGCAUGGGGUGGGGCAGGUGGAGGGGGUUGUGAGAGGAUCAGGGCAGACUUCCUGGAGGCAGUGAAGCUUGAACAAGAACCACUGUGAGAAAGACAGCAAGGCAUGCCCCACUCCAGGAGUUAAACCAUCCAAGUCGGGAAAUCCUGGAUAGCCUGAGGGAUGUGCAGAAGUCUUCGGCUCGAAGGAUCAGGAGCGUCCGUUGAAGGCAGGAUAUGUCAUCAAGGGGCAGCGCGGCAUGUCACAGAGGAAGAAGGUGCAUGCGUAGAGAGGUCCUCCGCGCUGCGACCAAGCUCAUAAAAGGCAAAAAAGCGUGUGUGGUUUUCGCCCUGCGGCGAAUCUUCGAACGCAAGCGCGUUGUUAUCCGCAGACUUUGAAAAGCAUUCGAGGGACCGCGCGCCUGCUCCCGCUGUCGCAGUUUCCAGCGCGACGUGCUGUUCCACCCGUGGCUCGGCGCCCCCGUAUACCACACCAUGGCCCUCGUGUCUGCUGAUUCCCGCAUUGCAGAACUGCUCACAGAGCUCCAUCAGCUGAUCAAGCAAACCCAGGAAGAGCGUUCGAGGAGCGAACACAACUUAGUGAACAUCCAAAAGACCCACGAGCGGAUGCAGACAGAGAACAAGAUCUCUCCCUAUUACCGGACAAAGCUGCGUGGCCUCUAUACAACCGCCAAGGCCGAUGCAGAGGCUGAGUGCAACAUCCUCCGGAAAGCCCUAGAUAAGAUUGCGGAAAUCAAGUCUCUGUUGGAAGAGAGGCGGAUUGCGGCCAAGAUCGCGGGCCUGUACAAUGACUCGGAGCCCCCUCGGAAGACCAUGCGCAGGGGGGUGCUGAUGACCCUGCUGCAGCAGUCAGCCAUGACCCUGCCCCUGUGGAUCGGGAAGCCUGGUGACAAGCCCCCGCCCCUGUGUGGGGCCAUUCCAGCUUCUGGGGACUACGUGGCCAAACCUGGGGACAAGGUGGCUGCCCGGGUGAAGGCUGUGGAUGGGGAUGAGCAGUGGAUCCUGGCCGAGGUGGUCAGUUACAGCCAUGCCACCAACAAGUAUGAGGUAGAUGACAUUGACGAAGAAGGCAAAGAGAGACACACCCUGAGCCGCCGGCGGAUCAUCCCACUGCCGCAGUGGAAGGCCAACCCGGAGACAGACCCUGAAGCCUUAUUCCAGAAGGAGCAGCUCGUGCUGGCCCUGUAUCCCCAGACCACCUGCUUCUACCGUGCCCUAAUCCACACGCCCCCGCAACGGCCCCAGGAUGACUAUUCGGUCCUGUUUGAAGACACCUCCUAUGCAGAUGGUUACUCGCCUCCCCUCAAUGUGGCCCAGCGGUACGUGGUGGCUUGUAAGGAGCCCAAGAAAAAGUGAAGCGGCCUCGCAACCUCCUGACACCCUCGAAGGGGAUGCACACAAGAUUCUGUGAUCGAAUAAAUAUUCCUCCUCCCUUG